UGCCCUGAAUUGGUCAUGUGACUUUACGGAAGAAGAUUUCCCAAUUUUCAUAAUGUUUUGACUAUGAAUCAUUUUAAACAACUUAAAUUAAACAUUCGAAAGCAUUGACCAAUUCAUGUGACAUAGCUUCAUCUGUUUAUUUGUUCAAGUCUAACAGUUAAUUUCUGUCAAUGUCUGGAGGAGGCACACUACAGAAAGCUAUUGAGCUUGUUACCAAGGCAACAGAAGAAGAUAAGAAGAAAAAUUAUGAAGAAGCCUUGAAACUAUAUCAACAUGCUGUAGAGUAUUUCCUACAUGCAAUCAAAUAUGAAGCACAGAGUGAUAAAGCAAAGGAGAGCAUUCGUGCCAAGUGUAUACAGUACCUUGAUAGAGCUGAAAAACUGAAAACAUACCUCGGCAAAAAUGACAAGAAACCAAAACCAAUGAAAGCUGGUGGUGGAGGAAGUAGUAAGAAAGAUUCGUCUGACAGUGAAGAUGAAGAAAAAAGUGCUGAUACAAAGAAAUUUGAAGGGGCCUUGUCAGGUGCCAUUGUGAUGGAGAAGCCCAACAUUCUGUGGGAUGAUGUUGCUGGCCUCGACGGAGCCAAAGAAGCCCUUAAAGAAGCUGUCAUUUUACCUGUAAAAUUUCCACAUUUGUUCACAGGGAAAAGAAAACCAUGGCGUGGAAUUCUUUUAUAUGGUCCUCCUGGAACAGGAAAGUCAUUUUUAGCUAAGGCAGUAGCAACAGAAGCGAACAACUCAACAUUUUUCUCAGUAUCUUCAUCUGACCUUGUGUCAAAGUGGCUCGGAGAAUCUGAAAAAUUAGUCAAAACCUUAUUCAGCAUGGCUAGAGAAAACAAACCGAGUAUAAUAUUUAUUGAUGAAGUGGAUGCGCUAUGUGGAUCUCGCAGUGAAAAUGAGUCAGAAUCGGCACGAAGAAUCAAAACUGAGUUUCUCGUUCAGAUGCAAGGUGUAGGAAAUGACCAGGAUGGUGUACUAGUUUUAGGAGCUACAAAUAUACCAUGGAGUUUAGAUUCUGCUAUACGUAGAAGAUUUGAGAAGCGUAUAUAUAUCCCGCUUCCUGAGGCUCCAGCCAGGUCACUUAUGUUUAAGCUUCAUCUUGGCUCUACACCAAAUUCACUCACUGAGGAAGACUUUAGACAGCUGGGGGUGAAGUCGGAUGGUUAUUCUGGUGCAGAUGUUUGUAUUGUUGUGAGAGAUGCCCUCAUGCAGCCUGUACGUAAAGUACAGACAGCUACACACUUCAGGAGGGUAAGAGGUCCGUCCAGAGACAAUCCAGAAGUUAUUGUUGAUGAUCUUUUGACCCCAUGUUCUCCAGGGGCACCUGGUGCAAUAGAAAUGAACUGGACACAAGUGGAUGGUGAUAAACUGCUAGAACCUGUUGUUAGCAUGAGUGAUAUGUUGAUGUCACUGUCAACACAGAAAGCGACUGUCAAUGAAACUGACUUGAAAAAACAUGAAGAAUUCACAAACGAUUUUGGGCAGGAAGGCUAGCACAUAUUGGAAUUGUGACUUGAUUUUCCUGUUAAUAGCGAUGUAAAUUAUUUUCGAGGAGGAACAAUUUGAUCUGCUGUUUUCUGAAUAACUACAAACAUAAUCUAGGAGAGCAGCAUUUUAGUAUCAUAAACAAUUCAAUAUGAGCAUGAGUGCAAAGGAGUUACUGAUGAUUGUAUGACUGUUAAUGCUAAAACAAUUUGAAUAUACAGUUGGACGGUAUAUCUAAGUUUAAAUGUUCCUAAAAGUCACUUUUGCUUUAAGACGUUUGAAUUAGAAAUUAUCAUGACUCUAGAUAUGAUUUUUGAUAGUUUUGUUUCCAGUACUUCUAUGAUUUUUGAAUAACAUUUCUAAACUUGUAUCCAGAAUAGCUCAAUUCUUCUCUCAGUGUUGCUAGAGCGAUUGUUUAUGUGACUUAAUCAGAACAAAAAUGAUUGUUAUGUACCAGGAAACACUCAGCUCCCUUUUUGUUUUACUUCAGUGUUAUAAAUGUAUUUCUUCAACCCAAAACUUUAAAACAUUUUGUUCCUACUGAUUCAGUAUUCUUCAGUCUCAUAAUUCAUAGACUUUGAUAAACUUUUUUGUCCUAUGACUUGAAUAUGUAUAUCUUUACUGUCUAGGAAUGUAAGAUAUACUUCAGUCACAUGUAUAGGCCUUAAAUGCACUUCAAUGUUUGUAGUAGACUAGGGUAAUUACUUGAUAUGAAAACUUUGAUACAGGUACAGUUGAACCUAAGCAAUCACCUGUAUUAAGCAGCCACUUGCAUUAAGCAUCCAGUCAGCUUACUUCCAAAAUUGACUUUCUGUUCUAAUUUCAACCUCUCUUAAGCAGCCACCUGCCUUUAGCGGCCAGAUUAUGCUGCUCCCUUGGCUGGCUGCUAAACACAGGUUUGACUGUAUAUCCCUAGAUAGGUUUUGCUUUAAGUAAGUUGACUAGAAACUGUUUGUACAGAUGCUACCAUACAUUUUACAUUAUCAGUGUUAGAUCAGUCAUUAUAAAAAUGCAUUACUUUUAACCCUUAGCCUGCUGGCAGCAAGUGAUUUUGCCUUUGCGACCAGUGCAGACCUGCGCAGGCUGAUCAUGGUCUGCACUGUUCGCUAUUCAGUCAGUAAAUUUUCAGUGAACACCCUUUGAAUAAUAAGUGAUGCUGCCCAAAUUGAAUGAUGGACCAGUCCAUUUUAGAAAUUUAGCAGGGUAAGGGUUAAUUUACUAAUUGAUGAUAUACAAUCAAUAUAAAACAUUUAUGUAGAAAAAUGAUGUCAGUGACAACUUCAGCAUAUCAUGAAUGAUUGUCGGUUUUUUUACUAUUUCAGAUUUCUCUGUUUACAUUGUAUUACUUUUAUCUAGUAAACUUUAUUCAUGUCAUUACAAAAAAAUAAAAUGAUUAUGUAAGAUAAUAAUGUUGUAUUGUAUCUGAAACAUUUAUAAAUUUAUUCACAUAAAUACCUGACUCACAGAUAGAAGAAUGUUCUUAUAAACUAGUCCUUUGAAUUAAACAAGGAGCAGUAAGGGCUUCUUUGAAAUAAUUCAUCAUAUCAAGUAGUGAAUUGGACUCGACAGUUUGAUAGAAUUAUUAGAUAAAAAAUGACUGUUUUCAGUCCAAGUCUUUCAUGAGGAAAGGUUGUCAGUCAUAAAAAUAGAUUUGAAGUCCUGAGACAUGGUUAGAAAUACUGGAUAGUUUAACAUAUUGAAUAUUUUGUUUCUGUUAGGUUUUUAGUUAAAAGAACACACACUUUAGGUGAAGUGGCAACUUCACAAAACACAUAAUACUGUGAUAAGUGAUAAAUCCACCACCAACAAAAAUAGAACUUAACUAUACCUGGUGUAGUAUGGACUGAUGCAAGGUGAACCCUUAGAUAUCUUUGUUUCCAUUGGGUUUAUUUCGCUUGAAUUUUAUGUAAUAUGCACUUUUGAACAUAUGCAACAAGUUUCCAAUUGUGUAAUGAGAUCCAGAAAAUUAUUCUAAAAUGCAAACAGGCCGUUGUCUUCAGUUGCCCUGUGUUACCAGAUGGUGUUGUGAAAUCACGAGUAUGGUUAAGAUUUAACGAAUUGAUUAUUCUCUAAAAUAUUAUUUGUUUUGAUAUAUGAAGUAAAGUUGCUCCUCAUAAAUUUAGGUCAUACAUGUGUUCUAAGGAGCUGAUAUUAUUUUGCUCCAACAUAAUUAAAUUAUUGUUGUAUGCUCCUAAAUAUUGUAUUAUAUAAGGUCUAUGAGGAGUAGUCAUGUGAUUUCAUAUUGUAUUAUAUAAUUUUGAAUUCACGAAGAAAGCGUGCAUAAUUAGAAGUACUAUAAAAGCUCUAGAAGUUAAGACAUUUUUAUGACAUUACAACGUAUUAGUGGUGAAAGAAAUAUACACUUGGAUUUAAAUGGAUUUACAAAUAAAAAAUAAAAAGUUAUAGUUAUAAUAUUCAUUGUGGAAAGGACAAGAAAGGAAUAUAAUAUUAUUCAGUCUAACAUAAAUCCAAAUCCACCACAGUUCGUCAUUGGAUAAAAAAGGUCCUGAAUUUAGCUGGGAAUGAAUGAGUGAAUCUGCAUAUAAUACUCUAUAAUUAUAGUGAAUAGUUAAAUGCUAUUUUUGUUUAAAAGUCUUUUUUGAAGUUAACACUCGAGAAAAAUGUCUGUUAUUGAACUACAUUGUGAUUCAACUGCAUUCAAGGAGGCUACCAUGACAUGUUUAAACACUUGUCACCUAAACAAACUGGUUGUGCAUAUUUUUAUAAGAAGUUUGGUUUUAGGUAGCAAGGUUAAAUAAGCAGUGUAUUGUUAGUUGGGUAACUGUUUCGCCUUUUAACUUACUGAAUAUUUCUUUACAUUGUAUUUGUUAUUCAGACAAAAAAGUAUGUUCAACUUAUAUUUUGUUAAAGGUUUUGAUUAUUUUUAAUCAAAAAAUGUAUAUAUCCUGUCAGUUGUUGCAGAUUUUGUGCAUGAUUUGCUACCACAAAACUGUGUAAGUCAGACAUUUAACAUUUUUUUGGAGCAUCAUUGGAUAGUAUAGCCUGAUACAAAAAGAUCUUUCCAACAUAAUUCAUUCAUCUUUGGUAAUUUAUUACAUUUAUACUAUUGGCAACAAUUACAGAUGUCUAGAACUGUGAUGUUUCUAUACAUGUGAAAAGAAGCAUUUAUCUUGAAGACUGCAUUGCCUGUUUCACUUAUUAUCACACAGCCUUCCUAUUUUGAAUCCAACUACCUGUAUAGAUGUGGAUCUAUUCUUCUUAUUUAUAAUAAUAUGAGCCGUGCCAUGGGAAAACCAACAUAGUGGGUGUGCGACCAGCAUGGAUCCAGACCAGCCUGCGCAUCCGCGCAGUCUGGUCAGGCUCCAUGCUGUUCGCUUUUAAAGCCUAUUGGAAUUGGAGAAACUGUUAGCGAACAGCAUGGAUCCUGACCAGACUGCGCGGAUGCGCAGGCUGGUCUGGAUCCUUGCUGGUCGCAUACCCACUAUGUUGGUUUUCCCAUGGCACGGCUCAUAUGUCGUUUUCACAUUACACUAGUAAGAUGAAGGUUUUUGUGAAUCAGAAACAACAAAGUGAGGUUCAGAGUGAGGUUAGUAGUCAUUGCAGAGUGAAGUUGUUAGCUCACUCAGUGCUCCUUGAUCAGGCAAGUUUAUUAUGAGAGGAACCAUCUGGUUUCCUUUGCCUGUGAACUACUUCAUGUCCAACUGCUGAAUGUACAUGAAGAUUGUAUUUUCUUAAAAUUUAGUCCCUUGCAGCCUUUCCCUUCCCUUUCCAGUUCAAUUCAAAUGCUUCUUUGGAAAAAGAGAAAUAGAUUUAAAAAUGUAUCAUCUUGUGAGUUCAAUGAAAUAAUAAAAAAAUAGUUCCUUUCAUUCUUGUCUAGACUGUUACGUUCAGCUUGUACUUUUACGUUAGUGUGAAGUAAGUCCAAAGUCUAAAAUUAGAAUUACUUUGGUAUUAUUCUAAUUUCAGGUCUCGUACUGCAUGUUUGAAAAUUCAUGAUUGUCAAAUGAGCAAUCUAGGGCCACAGAGUCUUCUUGUAUGUUUUUUAUUGUACAUAGUAAUGUAUGUAUCAUUUUGUGAUUCUGACUUGUGAAUUUUUUGUACUCUUGUUAUCUCUAUUAUAAGAAUGUAUGACAAUAAAAUGUUUUCAAUUAGA
This is a messenger RNA of Mercenaria mercenaria, 5598 nucleotides long. Its product is annotated as vacuolar protein sorting-associated protein 4B-like. Gene Ontology annotation, molecular function: ATP binding; ATP hydrolysis activity. Bases 171 to 1493 code for a protein of 440 amino acids. NCBI's taxonomy places the organism in Eukaryota, Metazoa, Mollusca, Bivalvia, Venerida, Veneridae. The record is from RefSeq and is a predicted model, not a curated record. The transcript is spliced from 12 exons. Gene Ontology annotation, biological process: endosomal transport; vacuole organization.